Messenger RNA from Lytechinus pictus (painted urchin), 5667 nucleotides. RefSeq lists its product as uncharacterized. The coding region runs from base 174 to 1844 and encodes 556 amino acids. The transcript has 11 exons. Lineage: Eukaryota; Metazoa; Echinodermata; Echinoidea; Temnopleuroida; Toxopneustidae. The record is from RefSeq and is a predicted model, not a curated record.
GCCCGCUUGUGGUGAACGAUGAAUAAUUUUUUCACUGGACGGAGCUGACGACUUUCCAUAAGUCUCUGUUUACCAUGGCAACACUUGAAUGUGUGACUAAUCAAGAACUGUGUUUCGUUUGAAAUGUUAGUGAUCUUCUUCAGAUAAUUGUAAAGAUUGAUGACGGACCAUCAAUGUCUAGGUUAUCGUCCCGUAAUGAGGAUACUUGGACACAACUUCAAGAAAGAUUGCGAAAGAGACGGGAGAUAAAGGAGACACCUCAUGGAGGUGGGUUAGAUCAUGGAUCAUCAACAAACAGACACAGGUCUGUUCCUCCCAAUCCACUACCAAGACUUGCCAGCCCGUCUCAAUCAGAGAGUCUUUGUCUCACAUCCCCAGAGCUCAGGGGAAGGCACUACUCUAAGGUUCCACCAGUUCAAAGUCUUCCAACUCACAGACCCCAAUCAGAUGAUACACUCAGUUUAAAGAGUCACAACUCAGACACAUCUCCAGAGCCACCCCUUGCCCCUCCGGACCAUAGAGCUCCUCCUCCCUACAUCUCAAAUGGAACAUCCCACUCUGCACCAGAACCAGCAUACAGAGAGGUGCCAGCCUGGGACCAGUACACUGGAAGGCGGGCGGGGACAGAGAGAAGAGAAGUGAGGGAUGGUGGAAGACGGAAAGGGAAGAAGAAAUACUAUGUGAGGCAGGGAAUGAGAGGAUUUGAGGAUGAUGCUGAGGAUCUUAUCUAUGCAAAUCAGUUGGAGAUGAUGGAGGAAAGAAGAAGAGACAGGUAUCCAGAUCAUGGGAGUAGGGGUGAAGGACCAACGCUGGUGGAAUAUGAUGAUAUUCUAGGACCAAUAGAACUGCCAAGGAUAGACACUCAGAGACGGGAAUCCAGUGCUGCUAUUCGGAUGCAGGAUGAACUAUUUGCGCAAACAUUCCUUGAGUAUUUCCUGACUAGUUGCUUACAAGAUGACAUGGUCUUAGAAGUUGCCGUGGAUGUCAUGGCCAGUGUCAGGGAUGAAAGGGACCUUGAGCGGCAGUUAUCUUGGCCUGUUCUUGACCUAGGAAGAGAGAUUAUAGAUGAGAUUAUCCAUGAGAAUCUCAGAGAUAUAGCCUUCAUUGAACUCAGAUCAUCCAUCAAGGGAUUCUGGAACAUGGUCUUAGACACACCCUCCCUGUACAAACCCAUUGCUAGAGAUCUCCUUCGUGAGUUGAUUGAUGAUGAAGUAUCAUCCAUCGUACCAGAAGCAAUCUCAGAGCUGGUUACCGAAUACUUCGUCCAGAAAGAUGUCGUAGUCGACUUCAAUGUCAUCUGUGAUGAGGUCAUCGUAGGACUCCUGCCUGAUAUAAUUCUUGAGGCUGUGUAUGAUGAGAGCAUUGUGUCACUAGUAGAAGGAAUCAUCCAAGAUGAGAUAGUCUCCCUCGCCAGCAGUUUUAUGGAGGAUUCCUUUGCAACCGGGAGGCCUAAGAUUCCUAUCAGCCCAGAGCAGAGACUACAUGAUCAGGAUGAGAUCAAAGCUUUGGCCGACACCUUCUUGCUGGAUGUCACCAUCUUUGAGAAUAUUUUGACAUCUCAUCUUCUCCCUAACCAACAAGUAUGGAGUAAUGAAGAGUAUUUAGAUCUCUACUUGGAUUCUCUUCUUUUGGAUCAAGUACUUGGUCAGGAGUUGGAGGUCGUAAAGAGAAGAGACUACACAGAAUUUUGUUUACCGCUUAAGAGAUACCAUGAAAAGAUCACAACAAAUGUUGCGAUAGACGUCAUCUUGGAAGAACUAACUGGACACCUUGAUGAGGACAUGGCUGAAAUGGAUGAAUGUGAAGUAGAGAUGGAUAGAACAUUGAAACUUGAUCCCCACUGAAUCAUGCUAAUCUAUUAAUAGUCUAUUUAGAUUUGUAAGAUACUUCAUGUUGAGAAGUUAAUUCUGUUUGGAUGCACAGUCAGAAAUUCAUCUAACUUGAAUCAUGUUUUAUUUUGCUUUUGAUGAUUUGAAUCAUGAUACUGUGUUUUGAAUAAUGGUCUAAUCUGCAUUAUUGCGGGGCGAAUUAGCCCCCUCCCCCCUGCAAAUGAAUUAAUCACAAUAUGAAUCUUUCAAAGAAGCCAUCUGCAUGCAGCACAUUAAUAUUGAUUUGUAUUGUGGGAUGGGGGGGGGGGGGGAGGGAGGCCUCACCAAGCAUUUAACAAUAUACUUUCACACAGGCAUGUCUAUAUUGUGAUUUGAAGGGCUCAAAAGUCAAGCCCACCCAAGAAAAAUGUUGAUUUGAAUAAAUAUUGACAAAUCAAACUAGCAUAACGCUGAAAAUUUCAUCAAAAUCUAAUGUAAAAUAAGAAAUUUACGACAUUUUAAUGUUUUGCUUAUUUUUCACAAAACAGUGAUAUGCACAUUUCAGUGGCAUGCAAAUGAGACAGUCGAUGAUGUCCCUCACUAUUUCUUUUGUUUUUUAUUGUUCGAAUUAUACAAUAUUUCAUUUUUUAGAGAUUUGACAAUAAGGACCAACUUGACUGAAACAUUAUAGUAUUAAACAAUGCAAAUUCCACAUGUUCACGGAGAAAGUAAUCAUUAUUUCACUUGACAAUGAGGAAAAAAUUAGAAUAUUUCAUAUAAUAAGAUUUAAAAAAGAGUGAGUGGAUGACGUCAUCAGUCUCCUCAUUUGCAUACCGACCAGGAUGUGCAUAUAACUGUUUUGUGAUUUAAAGCGAAUCUUUAAAAUGUCAUAACUUUCUUAUUUUACAUCCGAUUUUAAUGACAUUUUCAGUGUUAUGCUUGUGGAGGAGCCGUGGUGUAGUGGUUCUGACUCUCGCCUUGUAAACAGAGGGUCGUGUGUUCGAAUCCCACCGCUGUCUGGCGUCCUUUGGCAAGGCGUUAAUCCACACUUUGCCACUCUCGACCCAGGUGCUAAAUGGGUACCCGGUAGGAUGUGAAAGUCAUUGUAGCUUGUCCAGUACUGUGUGCGCUUCAUCGGCAACUGACUGGAAUACUCCCCAGGGAGUGGAGGAUGUGCACACAUUGUGUGCGUGAAUGACUGAUUGAAUCCGAUGACCGGGGUAAUAAUAUAUCUGUAAAGCGCUUUAAUACACACGUCGUUUCGAUGUAUUAAGCUCUAUAUAAAAGCGGAUUAUUAUUAUGCUUGUUGGAUUUUUCUCUUUUUAUUCAAAUUAAUAAUUUUUUGGUGGACUUGUCCUUUAAUCACAUUAUGGUUCACACUCCUGGCAAGGGGAGAUUGCCACUCACUUUGUCUUUAUCCCUCAUGGAGUAGUUCAUCUACAGUACUUAUAGUUUGGUCUAAUUACUGUGAGUAUUAGACCAAGUGAUGAUUGGACCAACUAAUCUCUAGACCAAUUUGAUAGACCAAGUAGGUUUAGCCUUGAUGGUGUUAGACAACGACCAAAAUAAUAGAUAAACAAAUUUUGUAUUUUAUUAAGAUCAUUCCUUUGCACCAGAUCAUUUGUUCGUGAUAUUCCUCCUUCAUACGAUAGAAGAAUUUGAAAGUUCAUAAUAAAUAUUUUCAUCUUAUAAUAACUUUCAUUAUCUUUAAAGUAAAGAUUUCAAGUUUUGGUUAAUGUGUCAACCUUUAUGUAUAUGGGUCUUGAGUUUAUUUAUUAAAUAGCCGCCUUUCAGGCUCUUUUGUGUGUACAUUCUGAAAUUUUGUAAUAUAUGUAAAUUUAUUUAUAUAUCUGAAUUAUCAAAAUAAAGAGAAGUUUUUAUUUUCUAUUGAUUUUAAAUUGUAAGAAAUGUGGAAGCACAAUAAUAUUACUAUUACAUGCCACUUUUAAGGAGUCUGUAAGCUAAAAAACAUCCAUACAUCAAUAUACAUGAUUUUCAUGUAUGAAAUUUCUUUUAUUAAAAGUCAGAUUUUUGUAUUGUGAGAAAUUCCAUCAAUGUUGGAAAUUUUGACAUUUUUUACACACACCCACUUUAUCCUUUUGUAUGAUGUUAAUGUUUUAUAUUAAAUAUUUCAAUCUUGAUAUAAAGAAAAUGAUCAAAUUAAACAAUUGAUUUUGAAGGACAAAGUUCAUGCAUCCAAUUUCAAUGAAACAAAUACUCUUUGAUCAAAAUCUUUUUGAAGAUACUUAAUUUGUAGGAUUAUUGUGGAAGCGUCGUGGUGUAGCAGUUCUGACUCUCGCCUUGUAAUCAGAGGGUCGUGUGUUCGAAUCCCACCAUGGCCUAGCGUCCUUUCGCAAGGCGUUAAUCCACACUUUGCCACUCUCCACCCAGGUGUUAAAUGGGUACCCGGUAGGAUGCGAAAGCCUAUGUAGUAUGCCUAGCAAUUGAGUCUUAGAACUCUUGUUGGAAUGCUCCCCAGGGAGUGGAGAGGAUGCAUACAUUGUAUGCGGGCAUGCAAGGAUCCGAUGACCGGGGUAAUAAUAUGUCUGUAAAGCGCUUAGAGACGUCGUUCUGAUGUAUUAAGCGCCAUAUAAAUGCGGAAUAUUAUUAUUAUUGUGUAAUCAGAUUAUUGGAAUUGAAACAGAGCAGACUCAGCAAUAACUAGAAAUUGCAUUUAAUGUUUUAAAAAUGUGUUCAAUGUCAGAAGUAUUCCACUGGCGAUAGUUUUUUAAGCAUUGCAAAUCUUAGUGUUUUUUUUGUUUAAUUAGAUUUAAUAAGGUCUUUCCAUCUGGAAUUCCGUCCACGAUUAUAGCCUUCCAUUUUUAUGCAGUGAUUUGUAUACCAAAUCCGUCCAAAUAUUAAAUUUCUUUUCACAGAGUUUUUUUUCUAUUGGUAGGAAGGAUAAGAUGAUAUUCAUACAGAAGACGUUUUCCUGUAUUUAUUAUACCAUAUACAUGUAUCCUUUAUUGUACUAGUGAAGAAGUUCCAUGAGGAAGAAAACAUAUAUUUAUUUCUGAAUGCUGUAUUCACAUUUGUAAACUGGUCAGUUUGUAGCAAAUGUAUUUUAAUGUUUAUUUUUGUCAAAUGAAAGAUAUGAAAAUGUGUUCAAUGUCAGAAGUAUUCCACUGGCGAUAGUUUUUUAAGCAUUGCAAAUCUUAGUGUUUUUUUUGUUUAAUUAGAUUUAAUAAGGUCUUUCCAUCUGGAAUUCCGUCCACGAAUAUAGCCUUCCAUUUUUACGCAGUGAUUUGUAUACCAAAUCCGUCCAAAUAUUAAAUUUCUUUUCACAGAGUUUUUUUUCUAUUGGUAGGAAGUAUAAGAUGAUAUUCAUACAGAAGACGUUUUCCUGUAUUUAUUAUACCAUAUAUGUACAUGUAUCCUUUAUUGUACUAGUGAAGAAGUUCCAUGAGGAAGAAAACAUAUAUUUAUUUCUGAAUGCUGUAUUCACAUUUGUAAACUGGUCAGUUUGUAGCAAAUGUAUUUUAAUGUUUAUUUUUGUCAAAUGAAAGAUAUGAAAAUGUAUUUUUCCGACGCACUGUUUGUAAGUUGAAAUAUCAGAGAAAUGUUUAGCAAGUUCCUUGUGUAUCAUGCUACUUAAAUUGAUUUAUUUUCUUUCUUUCUUGCUAUGUUGAUGGUCAAUGCUGAUACGUGCAGUGGCGUAUCUAGGAUUUUCCACAGGGGGGGCAAAUCGUCCGCCAAAAAAUUUGACAAGCAAAAAAAAAAAAAGGUCUUCAACCACAAAUAAAGGAUUUCGUAUCUGACAAGCAAAAAAAAAGAAGGUCUUCAAGACUCGUCAGGGGGGGCAUUCUGCCCCCCCCCCGUAGGUACGCUAGUGGAUACAUGGUAUAAAUAGCUGAUUGCU